AUGGCUGGCCUGGCCACCUUACUAAAUAUUCUUGAAAAGUUGAAACAUACAUAACCUCAAAGCUUUGUGUUGACACUUGACACUUGUCAGUUAAUGCAGUUAAUCAUCAGCUGACCGACAGUCAUGGACGUCAUGAGUGUGAAGAAUGUUAAAUAAAUGUAUUCAAUAUGUAAAUAGUACAGUGAAACAAUGUUAUUCCACAUUAUAUAAAGAAAAAAUUGCUUCUUUAACAAUCAAUUAUCAAUCUAUUCUCUUCAUAAUCAUGGAGGCGGAAGGCUCAGGAAAGCGAAACAUUAUUUUUCAUCCAAUUAUUUCAUCUAUACAAAAAAUUGCUCUAUAUGAAACAAAAUCCCGAUUUUAUUUGAUCGGAUCGAACAACAUGUUGACACGAUUUCGAGUACUCAAAAUUGAUCGAAUGGAGCCAAAAGAAUUAAUCGUCAUUGAUGAUAAAAUGGAGUAUACUCAAGAUGAAAUCAGAGACUUGGUGAAUAUGAUAGACAUGGGCAAUAGAAAUCGUGCAAGUCAACGAGGAAACACUGGUGGCGUUGCUCGAGUUGUUUCAGCCUUUGGAAUCGUUGAAGGCAAAAAUAACAAAGAAUCAAAACCCUCUGAGGAGGGUAUCAGCGAGGAGCCUAAGCUAGAAGAGCAACAACACAAACCAACACAAACUAGAUUCUCCUGGAAAGCUAUAUGGAACAAGGACACUUUUCCCAGAGUAGUGUCGGCUUUUGGCCUCGUUGGAUUUGUGCGUUUCUUGGAGGGCUAUUACAUUAUUUUGGUUACCAAACGUCGAAGAGUAACUGUAAUUGGACAUCACACGAUAUACAAGAUCGAGGAUACAUCUAUGAUUUACAUUCCUAAUGACACAAUUCGUGUUUUUCAUCCGGAUGAGCAACGAUACGUUAAGAUGUUUCAAAGUAUCGACCUCAGCAGCAAUUUUUACUUCAGUUAUUCGUAUGAUUUAACGCAUACUCUUCAAACUAACAUGGCACCACCGAAGCACAUAAAGUUCAACGUUCCAGACGAGAAAACGGAGAUUCAGAAAGACAAAGAUGAUUUGUAUGAUAGUUCAGAAGACUUUUACAACAUGUGGGCAUAUAGAAAAAGUUGGCAAAAGAAUGGGUAUGGAGAAAGAUGUAUUGAUUAUGGAGUUCGAAGCAAUCCCCAUCGACGUUUCGUUUGGAAUUCACAUUUGCUUUCUCCCAUCGAAAAAGAAUUGCACAGCGACUGGAUUUUGUAUGUGACACAUGGAUUUAUCGGUCAAUCGAAUGUCAGCGUAUUUGGUAGAUCGAUGUACAUAACAAUCAUUGCUAGAAGAAGCAAUAAGUACGCUGGAACACGAUUCUUGAAACGAGGUGCAAACUUUGAUGGGGACGUCGCUAAUGAAGUAGAAACGGAGCAAAUAGUUCACGAUUCAUGUGUAAGUUCCUUAAGUAACGGAAGAUUCAGUUCCUUUGUACAAAUGCGUGGAUCGGUUCCUGGCCACUGGAGUCAAGAUGUUAGUAAAAUGGUUCCAAAACCAACAAUCACUUGUGAUUUAUCAGAUCCUUACGCUGAAACUGCAGGUGCACAUUUUAAUCAACUGCUAAAGAGGUACGGAUCGCCGAUCAUUAUAUUGAAUCUUGUAAAGAAACGCGAAAAGAAAAAGCACGAAAGUACAUUGAGUGAAGAACUUAGUAAUGCAGUCAAGUAUCUCAAUCAGUUUCUGCCACCGGAACAUCAUGUGCAAUAUAUUAGCUUUGACAUGGCCAGAAAGAAUAAAGGGAAAGAGGCUAACGUGAUGGGUCGUCUGGCAAACAUAGCAAACAACGCAGUAUUAAAAACCGGGAUUUUUCAGUCACAAAAUCCAUUUUACAAUCAAAGAAACUUAUUCAGUAGCGCAAAUAAUCCAAAGAAAAUACACAAAACUGAUUCGAACUUGGCAUGUUCAUCCCUUGCGAACGAGUCGAAAAAUCCAGCGGAUUCGACAAAUAGACUUCAUUACAGCUGUAAUUUGGGUUACGAUCACUGGAGGGAUUCUAGCACUUCUACAGCUUCUGAUAACUCGGCUGAAUCAGCGAGUGUGAAAGAUAAAGUGAGAGAUUGCUUUUCUUGGGGUGGCACUCUGCAAACUGGAAUUAUUAGAACGAAUUGUGUAGACUGUUUGGAUCGAACAAAUACAGCACAAUUUGCGAUAGGAAAAUGUGCUCUUGGAUAUCAACUAUGUGCCUUAGGGAUAUUGGAAACUCCUAAACUGGAAUUUGAUUCCGAUUGUGUGCGUAUGCUGGAGGAACUGUAUGAAGAUCACGGCGAUACUUUAGCAUUACAAUACGGUGGGUCCCAAUUGGUCCACAGAAUAAAGACGUAUAGAAAAACUGCCCCCUGGACAAGUCAGGGUAACGAUAUCAUGCAAACUUUAAGCAGAUAUUAUAGUAAUACCUUUAGUGAUCAGGAAAAGCAACACACGAUCAACUUGUUUUUAGGACUAUUCGUUCCAGUAGAAGGAAAACCCCCAAUAUGGGAACUGGUAACAGAUUAUUAUCUUCACCAUAAAACUGCUUGUAAAUAUACACGAAAAACAAGAUUACUAACACAGUGGUGGGACAGCAACGUUUUGAAAUGUCUGCCUUAUGCUCUUCAAGAGAUGACGAAAACUUGUUCUGAAAUUAUUCAAGUUCAGCAUUCCCAGGAAGAGAUGAUCGACAUUUACUAUGAUUAUUAUCGGCCAUAUGAAUUGUCACAGCUUUUAGAAGUGUAUGCGUACAAAGUGAGCCAUUCCGUCCGAGAAUUCAUGCCUCACUUUACAAUGAAUUUCAGUCCUUUCGCAGUUCGCGUACGUCCUGGUAGGAGAAGAGAGGAAACUGGUAAUAAAAAUGUUAACAUGAAAAAUCCAUCUUUGACAGGUCAGAGUAGUACUAGCAGCACUGCUUCUAGCGCGAGUUCAAGCAUUGACACAAGUUCAGACGAAGACGAAAGUAAUCAGUUAUUUAGCGAUUCGUUGACUGCAUCAAAAAACAGCACAGAUUUGACUUCAUUCGAAACAUUAUUUCCAUCCAUGAAAGAAGUUUACGGUACACAACCAGAGUACCCAAAAAGAAACGAUAUUAUGUUGUACAAAAGAUACGUCGUAAUUGGAAGGAAUGCAACUCGCACUAUGGAUCAUUCGAUAAUUCGUUCGAAAUUGCUGCAACAGGCCUCUUUUCCCGAUCACAUUCCUGUUAAAACCGAAAUACCAAAAGUCACUGACACGAGCAUAUGUAUUUAUGAACAAUACAUCAAAAGAGCUAAGAUUCGCUAAACAGAAUGCAUUGAGAAGAAAAACAUUAAGAAAAUUGAAUGAAUUUAAAAAGAAUUCAGGAUAAAUUAACACGAACUUAACGUGAAUUCCAAAAAAUCUUUUCCAAUCUUUAAAAACCUACGAGCAUGACUUGGAAUCUUUUAAAAUAUCCUCAUUGCAUUGGAGCAAAGAUAUUAUAAACGUAAAUGCGGUGCGGGCUUAGUUGCCCGCCAUAAAUGUAGACGGCCGCUUUAAGCAGCUCUCGGUACACCGAUGGUAAACUUAGCUUGGAAAAGAACCAUUGAAAUUAAAAUUAAAUUGCCAAUUAAUACGUUUUUACAUUUCAUAACAAACGUAAAAUAUCCACGCUUUGUAAAACAUGGUUAUUUUA
Molecule: messenger RNA, 3647 nt
Organism: Belonocnema kinseyi
Lineage: Eukaryota; Metazoa; Arthropoda; Insecta; Hymenoptera; Cynipidae
Gene: FIG4
Product: polyphosphoinositide phosphatase
Exons: 13
Coding region: 146-3277 (1043 amino acids)
Biological process (GO): phosphatidylinositol dephosphorylation
Cellular component (GO): intracellular membrane-bounded organelle
Molecular function (GO): phosphatidylinositol-3,5-bisphosphate 5-phosphatase activity
Source: RefSeq, a predicted model, not a curated record